Molecule: messenger RNA, 1158 nt
Organism: Pseudopodoces humilis (Tibetan ground-tit)
Lineage: Eukaryota; Metazoa; Chordata; Aves; Passeriformes; Paridae
Gene: NECAB2
Product: N-terminal EF-hand calcium binding protein 2
Biological process (GO): regulation of amyloid precursor protein biosynthetic process
Cellular component (GO): cytoplasm
Molecular function (GO): calcium ion binding
Source: RefSeq, a predicted model, not a curated record
AUGUGCGAGCAGGCAGCGCGCUACUGCCGGGCCGGGGUGCAGAAGCUGCUGCGGAAGCCGGCGCCGGCGCUGCGCGGGCUGGACGGGCUGCUGCGCUGGGCGGCGGGCAGGAUGGGCGACAAGGGCCUCGCCGACAGGGAGCUGCUCGCCCCGGGCGCCGCCGCCCAGAGGAAGGGCACCUCCGUCAUCCUCGAUAUUUUCAGAAGAGCUGACAAAAAUGAUGAUGGGAAGCUGUCCCUGGAGGAGUUCCAGGCCUUCUUUUCUGAUGGGACACUCAAUGAAGAAGAACUUGAGAAGCUCUUUCAUACCAUUGACUCAGACAACACCAACAAUGUGGACACCAAGGAGCUGUGUGACUAUUUUGUUGACCAUAUGGGAGACUAUGAAGAUGUUUUGGCCUCCCUGGAGAUGCUGAACCUCUCCAUCCUGAAGGCCAUGGACUACACCAAACGGGUGUACGAGAGUGGCAGCAACGUGGACCAGUUCGUGACCCGCUUCCUGCUGAAGGAGACGGCGAACCAGACCCAGUCCCUGCUGAGCUCUGUGGAGAGUGCUGUGGAUGCCAUCGAUGAGCAAACCAACCCCACAAGGCACUAUCCCAGCAAGGAUGGUCACAGCCUGAGUGACACCUGGUAUGACAACCCCGUGCCCAGCUACUCUCCCGCCACCUGGAUGGUCCCCAGGGAGCAAGGAAAGAGCUUCCAAACUGGUUCCCCCGACACCAAGGCAGAGGGGCUGGAGGGGCAGAUCAACAGGCUGGCCAAGCUGAUCGGCAAGCUGGAGGACAAGACCCUCUGGUUUGACCUGCACCAGCGGCUGUCAGACAGCGAGAGCACGGCUUGCACGUACCUGCUCCUGGUGCGGAAUGAGAUGACGGUGUCACACAAGCACCUGGGCGAGUUCUGCAGCUCCCUGAAGCAGUACCUGAAGAGUGUGGCCGGCGAGCGGGACUGCUUCCAUGUCACCGCAGUGAAACUGCCUGAUGGGGUCACCUUCAUCGUCUACGAGUUCUGGGAGACUGAGGAGGACUGGAAGAGGCACCUGCAGAGUGCCACCUGCAAGGGCUUCCAGCACGUGAAGGUGGACACGCUCAGCCAGCCUGAGGCCAUCUCCAGUGUGGCCGUGCCAGCUGCCUGGUGCACCCUGAGCCGAGAGUGA